Molecule: messenger RNA, 1841 nt
Organism: Impatiens glandulifera
Lineage: Eukaryota; Viridiplantae; Streptophyta; Magnoliopsida; Ericales; Balsaminaceae
Product: phosphatidate cytidylyltransferase 1
Exons: 13
Coding region: 283-1530 (415 amino acids)
Cellular component (GO): endoplasmic reticulum membrane
Molecular function (GO): phosphatidate cytidylyltransferase activity
Source: RefSeq, a predicted model, not a curated record
GGUUGGGCAGGAAGGUCUGUAAUGAUUAGAGAAAAAAAGGCCUUGCAAAGCAAAGAAAGAGAGAACUUCUUCAAUGGAGUUUUAACCUGAAAUCUGAAAGACUCUUCUUUUGGUUCAGGAAACGGUGGAGAGUUGAGUAAGGAAUUGAGCUCGCUUCCACCUCUUCCCAUUUGGGUUUAGGUUUUCUUCAUCUCUUUGCCUACUCAAAAACACAAACCAGGUCUACAAUUUGAAACCUACGCUUCAGGAACUCAAUUUUGACGAAUUUUUAAUCAAAGAGCCAUGCAAAAAGAUAAUGUCUCUGCCACACCUGGACGGCUUCGCUACAGGAAAAGAUCAAGCGAGGUUCUCGCAGAUGUUAGCAAAGAAAAUGGAAACAAACUACUGAUUAAUGACCAGAACAAAUAUAAGUCCAUGUGGACUCGUAUUCACUCAUCUAUUUGGAUGAUUGGCGGUUUUGUUCUGAUAAUCUAUCUGGGUCACAUGUACAUUUGGGCUAUGGUGGUCAUCAUCCAAAUUUAUAUGGCAAUGGAGUUGUUCAAUCUACUUAGGAGAGCUCAUGAAGAUAGACAGCUCCCUGGAUUCAGGCUCUUGAAUUGGCACUUCUUCUUCACUGCAAUGCUGUUUGUAUAUGGCCGCAUUCUCAAUCAAAGGCUGGUUAAUACUGUCACCAUAGACAAGUAUUUGUACCAGCUUGUGAACAAUUUUAUCAAGUACCACAUGGUUACAUGCUAUUUCUUGUAUAUUGCAGGCUUCAUGUGGUUCAUCCUUACAUUGAAGAAGAAGAUGUACAAGUAUCAAUUUAGCCAAUAUGCAUGGACACACAUGAUUCUAAUUGUGGUGUUCACCCAAUCAUCAUUCACUGUAGCCAACAUUUUCGAAGGGAUUUUCUGGUUCCUGCUUCCGGCAUCCCUUAUUGUAAUCAAUGAUAUAGCUGCAUAUUUCUUUGGCUUCUUCUUUGGAAGAACUCCCUUGAUCAAGUUAUCUCCAAAAAAGACAUGGGAAGGCUUUAUUGGAGCAUCAGUUGCAACCAUCAUCUCUGCAUUUGUGCUUGCAAACAUUAUGGGCCAGUACGAGUGGUUAACAUGCCCAAGAAAGGAUUUGUCAACUGGGUGGCUUGAUUGUGAUCCUGGACCACUGUUUACGCCAGAGUAUUUCACUUUACCAAGGUGGAUUUCAGGAUGGCUUCCCUGGAAAGAGAUCUCUAUUUUGCCAGUUCAAUGGCAUGCAGUAUGCCUUGGCCUUUUUGCAUCAAUAAUAGCUCCUUUUGGAGGUUUCUUUGCUAGUGGCUUCAAAAGAGCUUUCAAGAUUAAGGAUUUUGGAGAUAGCAUUCCUGGACACGGUGGAAUAACCGAUAGAAUGGAUUGUCAGAUGGUGAUGGCAGUAUUUGCAUAUAUCUAUCAUCAGUCAUUUAUUGUGUCUCAAAGUCUAUCUGUUGAGAUGAUUAUGGACCAGAUAUUGAUGAACCUGUCUUUUGAGGAGCAACUAAGUUUAUACACAAAGCUCCGGAAGAUAGUACAAGACCGAUAAGUAUGUUUGGAAGAAGAUGAUCGAUCCUUGCUGUUUGGAUUCAUUGAUUCUUCUUCUUCUCUCUAUUGAGUGAGUACACAUUGUAAAGGUCCUUUUUUUAUGGUGAUUGAUUGAUUGUACACUACCUCUACCAGUCCCACAUCUUUCACUUUCCACCCUCCCCUAAUAUGGCCGAGGAUUUGCCAAAAACAAACCAAAUUUAUCCUUUGCUGUUAUUUAGGAGUUAGUUACUACACAUUGCUAAUAGUAUUUCCCUUGAUUUGCUAAUUAUGCUAAUUAUGAAAAGAUGUUUAAGUGUGUCUUUUUGCGAU